AACGUGGCAGCGCAGGCUGCGGGCCAAUAUGGCCAUGCAGUUUGACCCUCGAGAUCGAUGCCUACACAUUUGCAUGCUGGGCGAUGCUGGCAUCGGGCACUCGUCCUUUCUGAAAUGCUAUGGCGCUCAAGCUCAAGCAGGUGAAAAUGCCGAGGACUUCAGCUUUAUGCCUGACAAGCCCCUCUGUAGUCUGCAAAACCUGGUCGCCAUGGUGGAGCUUGAUGGAGAGCCCUGCCGGGUGCGAUUUACCGACGAAGCUUCAGGAUCCAAGUUUGAUGCCAUGAGAGAAGCCGCUAUCCAUGCCGCUCACGUGCACAUGUUGUGCUUCCGAGCAGACCAGCCGGAGACCUUCGCUAGCAUCAGGCAGCAAUGGCUGCCAACACUUUGGGAGAUGCAAGCUGAAGCCCCCUGGCUGCUGGUUGCAUUAGCGGCAGACGUUCGAGAGCGGAACAAGGUGACUGGUGACGUCAACUCGGUCCCUCAAGAAGAGGCAGAGGAACUGGUGAAGCGUUUUGGUGGUUGGGGCUACUUAGAAUGCUCCGCCUUUUUUCCUGAGACGGUUCAGAUGGUCGUGGAUGAAGCCCUGACUGCAGCCUACACUUAUUACAGGCUCCAGUGGCAACUUCAUCCUCCUGAAGUGGCUUCACCACCCAGGACUGCAGGCGACACCAAGGCUUCAUGGACGGCUGCACCUGAGGAAGGCUAUGAAAGGCUGUGGUUGCCACAUGAGACACUUACAGUGGCUGAUGAUCACGUCCCAGUGACAGAGGAUCAGAUCAGAGAAGGUCUUUCACAAUUGGGUGACUCCUGUACCAGACAACAUGCCUACGUCCGGUGCGACCUGAUGGCGAUGAACUUGACUUCCCUGGUGAAGAUUAGACAGUGGGACCAGCUACAAUUUCUGAAUGUGUCCAGAAACAGGCUACAGAGCUUGGAACCCCUUGGAGCACUGAGACAUUUGCUGCACCUCAAUGCUUCACACAAUCUCCUGAUCAGGAGUGAAAGCUUCACAGCCCCAGACGCCUUGGAGACUUGCGACAUGUCCUACAACAUGUUGGCUGAACUGGGAGAUUGGAAAGUUCACCGCUACCUGCGCGAACUGAACUUACGCGGAAACUACAUCAGCUAUGUGGGCAGUGGUUUGAAGGGCAAUCAUGAGCUGCGGAUGUUGGAUUUGUCGGAGAAUUUCAUUUCCAAAAUGCAGCAGAAUUUGGAUGAUUUGGAGUUGCGCACUUUGAACUUGGCCCAGAACAAGCUCAGUUCCUUAGAAGGUGUGCAGCGUCUCUCCAAGCUGCACUGCCUUGACGUCCGGCACAACCACCUCACCUCCAUCUCGGCUCUGAAAGCCGAGGACAUCCCUCGGCUUCGCAAGCUGCGUUUGUCUGAGAAUCGCAUCUCGCAGAUGAGGGAAGUGGAUCAAUUAGCCAGCUUCGCCUUCCUCAGCGAGCUCUACAUGCAUCCAAAUCCUGUGUCUCAGUUGCCGCAGUACCGUGCGCAAGUUCUGCAUCGCUUGCCUCGUCUCAGACAGUUGGACAAUCAACAGGUCACGCCCGAGGAGCGUGUGAAGACAGAAGUGAUAUAUGGUGCUGACGUGGAGACGCGGCAGGAUAUUUUUGAGCAGCUGCUGCCGGAAGAGACCUUUGUAGAUCGGAGGUUGAUGACAGAGGCGCUGAUUUCGCAGCUGGAAGUGGAGCAGUUCGGACGCAACGGCGAUGCUGGGCCCUUCGGCUGUGAGCCCAACUCAGAUCCGACCUAUGGAGAUCCUCCCAGGACCAAACUUCAGAUGGCGAAGUUUCGACAGCGCGUGGAGCAGACCCGACGUGGAGGAUUUCCUGAGGGAGUGGCGAACUUCUCGGAAUAUCCAGCACCAUACCAUUCCAACUCUGCCUAUGAUGAAGACUUGGCAGAAACCUUGGAGGCGGUGGCGGAAGGAGGUUGUGAAGAGCUUUGGUUGGGCGCGGCUGAAAUUUCCCCAGCAGGAAUCCGCGAGAUCAUCGCGUUCAUGCAGGACACCAGUUCUCGUCUUUGCCACAUUGACUUGGCUGGUUGUUCUUCCGCAGCGCUCCUUGGGGCUGAGCUUCUGAAGUCCUUCCCAUUGGACCGGGGCUGCAGCAUCGAAUUGGAAAACUGCGGCCUGGCAGAUUCCACGGUUGCACGCCUCAGGAACAAAAGCGAAGAUGUCUCCCGAGCUCUGAACCAAGCUGCUGCUGAGCGACGACGCAUUGCGCAGCGGCUGAAAGACUACGCAGAGAUGAAGGAGUUUUUGAAUGUCAGAGCGGAGCGGCUACUGCCAAGGGGAGAAGCACCAGAGCCACCUCCAUUGCUAUGCCAUCCUGCUCAGUGGCUUUCUGGCUCCACAGAGCCACAGAAGGCUUUGGAAGGAUUCCUUCGAGCCAAUCCCAACAAGCUCAUGGACGCAGGUGAUUCGUGGACCAUGAGCAAGCGCAGCGGAGACAAGAUCCAUUUGAACGCCGAUCAGUUCAAAGUCAUUAGCGAUAAGCUGGAUGACAUGUUGACUGAUUGGGGGUGCGACCUCAACGAACCCUCCAAAGGACGUGCUUUGCCACCAGCCUUCGUAAACGCAUUUGGGGCAAGUCCGUCGAAGAGCCCGAAACUCUUGGGCUUCAUGAUUUGGGAGGGUGUCGCGCCGACCAAAAAGUUCAAACGGGACUUCUACAGAAAGAAGGACGACUGGCAGGCUGCCUGGGCAGACGAACAGCGAAGAAUGAAAGAACUCCUGGAGAAGGCCAUCGAGGAGUACGAUUCGGGGGAUGCAGCACUCGGUGUUGCAAGUGGCCAGCUCAUCGCUCACUUGAGCUUCUUGAGUGGAUCCACAGAGUUGAAAGAUCCAUCGUCUUUCAACUUGGUCAAGGUGUCGGAAGAGAGCCCACAGCCACGUCAUGGUGAGGAUUUGCACUCAGCUUUAUCCGCGGGCUUGGUGGUGGUGGAGGAAAUCGUGGCUGAUGGCUUUGGCGUGGGCAAUUUGAAGCUCACCUUGAGGUCACUGUCAUCCGAGCCAUUGAUCAUCACCAUCCGCAAAGGCACCGUGUUCCAACAGAAGUCCUGGACCCACAGGUCGGACUUGCUGACAGGGCUGGACUACAUGGUGGCAUUGCUGCCAGAGAGCAGUACCACCAAAGAAAUGUUGGGUCAUUCCUUCACCAUGGUGUGUCCUCCUCCAUCCUGUGAUGAGAUGCUCAUCACGGAUUUCUAUGUGGAUCUGGAGGAUCUCCUCGGUAGUCAAGCGCUCAUCUGGGACCAUUUCCAGAACUUCAAGUGGCCCUCCAAGCCAACCUGAGCCAACCUGAGCCAACCUGAGCCAACCUGA
This is a messenger RNA of Cladocopium goreaui, 3328 nucleotides long. NCBI's taxonomy places the organism in Eukaryota, Dinophyceae, Suessiales, Symbiodiniaceae. The record is from the annotation of a GenBank genome assembly.